GUCAAGAAAGUGAAAGUGUCUGUGCGGCAAUAUGCGGACAUCUGCCUCUUCAGCACCGCCCAGUACAAGUGCCCCGUUGCCCAGAUUGAACAGGAUGACCAAGUGGCAGCGAGCUCCACCUUCUGCAAAGUUUACACGCUCACGCCGCUGCUGAGCAACAACCGCGAAAAGCGGGGCCUUGCGCUGGAUGGGAAGCUUAAGCACGAGGACACCAACCUGGCCUCCUCUACCAUCGUGAAGGAGGGAGCCAGCAAGGAGGUCCUGGGCAUCUUGGUCUCUUACCGGGUCAAAGUGAAGCUAGUUGUCUCCCGGGGAGGGGAUGUCUCCGUGGAGCUGCCCUUCGUCCUCAUGCAUCCAAAGCCCCCAGACCAGGUCUCACCUUCACAGCCUCAGCUCACCACCCCCGAGACAGACACUCCGGUGGACACGAACCUCAUCGAGUUUGAAACCAACUAUGGGCAGGACGAUGACAUUGUCUUUGAGGACUUUGCCCGCCUGCGGCUGAAGGGCCUGAAGGACGACAAGGAGGAUGAUGACCACUUCUGCUAGGAAGGACCAGAAUGGCACACGCGUCUCCCCCACCUUGAAGGGGGCAACCCAGGAACAGCCAAAAUGGGGGGAGGAGACAAGGACAAGCUCCCCCCAUGAAUGUCUCAUCGCCUACCCCCCCCCCAAACUCACACGUGACGGAAGCCAUUUCCACCUUUCCCUUCCUCAGCCUUGUGUCUUUAGUGCUGUAUACAGGGGGGAGGGUUGUAACCCCUAGAAGGGGGCUUUUAAUGUGAUUAAAACUGGGGAGGGGGCUGCCCCUGCUCUGCUCCCUUCUGCCUGCCCCCCUCGCCUCUGACCCUUUGCUGCUGUGUAUUUUUCCAGAUGAAUUUUAAUCUUGUAAGGACCCCACACUGCCCCCCCCCCCCCAGUCUAACACACUGGAUUCAAUUUAUUGGGCAUUAGUGUCUUUUAAGUCAUAUCCCCCACCACUAUUUUUAUGUGUCUCUGGCCUAACCCCCUCCCCCUUUGUAUGUCUCGGUUUUAAUAAUACUGUUUUAAUUGCUUAGGGAAAUGUUGGUAAUGAAGCCCCCCAUAAAUAAAUGGGGGGCAGGAAGAAGCCUUCUGUUGUUGCCUUAGAAGCCAUUUCACUUCUGCCGUCCAAGCAGCUUGUCCCUUCCUCCCAUUCAGCUGGGACUGAGGCCAUGCGCCCCACAGGUGGAAGGAGGGUUGCGUGCGCCAAGUGCAAUGCACUCUCCUUUAUCCUACCUACCCCCCCCCCCCAAAAUAUACCUCUUCCCAGCCUGGCUACACACACCCACUCACCCAGGUGCAGGAAGGAAGGCCAUGGGCUGCAACAUUAAGAUGAUCAGUGGAAUAAAACAGUUAACACCA
Sceloporus undulatus (fence lizard) is the source of this 1383-nucleotide messenger RNA. RefSeq names its product beta-arrestin-2-like. NCBI's taxonomy places the organism in Eukaryota, Metazoa, Chordata, Lepidosauria, Squamata, Phrynosomatidae. The record is from RefSeq and is a predicted model, not a curated record. Gene Ontology annotation, biological process: signal transduction; positive regulation of ERK1 and ERK2 cascade; G protein-coupled receptor internalization. The transcript has 7 exons. The annotation marks the transcript as partial. Gene Ontology annotation, molecular function: angiotensin receptor binding. Gene Ontology annotation, cellular component: cytoplasm.